Messenger RNA from Erigeron canadensis, 1527 nucleotides. Its product is annotated as increased DNA methylation 1-like. Lineage: Eukaryota; Viridiplantae; Streptophyta; Magnoliopsida; Asterales; Asteraceae. Bases 45 to 1406 code for a protein of 453 amino acids. Gene Ontology annotation, biological process: negative regulation of DNA-templated transcription. Gene Ontology annotation, molecular function: transcription corepressor activity; acyltransferase activity, transferring groups other than amino-acyl groups. The transcript is spliced from 11 exons. The record is from RefSeq and is a predicted model, not a curated record.
GGAAGGAUAAUGAAGGCAGGUCGGGUAACACGUAAUGGAAUAAAAUGUCUUUAUUAGAUUGUCAAUUGCAACUAAAACUUGAUCAAGAAGCAAGAUUAAAGGGAAACCGAAAUGAAAUAGAAAACGAGAAUGAUUAUAUAUGUUCUGUUUGUCAAUACGGUGGGGAAUUAGUGUUAUGUGACAAUUGUCCAUCUUCAUUUCAUACAUCUUGCAUAGGAUUACAGGAGGUCCCUGAUGGUGAAUGGUUCUGCCCUUCAUGCUGCUGCAGAAUUUGUAAUGAAAACAGAUUCAGUGGGUGUUAUGAGCAAAAUAGUGACAGUAAUAUUUUAAGCUGUAAACAGUGUGAAAAAAGAUACCAUCUUGGGUGCUUAAAAAGAAGAGAAGAUCUUUCAUUGGUGGGGAGUUAUCAUGAAACAACUUGGUUUUGUUGUUUGAAAUGUGAAGAGAUACUAAUGGGUCUGGAGAGGCUUUUGGGAAAGUCAAUUCCUGUUGGGAGGGGUAACUUAACAUGGACCCUAAGGAAAUAUAAGGCAUUUGAAUUUUCUGAUAACGAUGCUUCGGAUAUGGAAGAAUUGAUAGAGAACUAUAGUAAACUGAACGUUGCUAUAAGUGUGAUGCAUGAGUGCUUUGAGCCGGUUAAAGAAGCUCGAACUGGGAGAGAUAUAGUUGAAGAUGUAGUUCUUUGUAGGAGGUCUGAGCUACCUCGCUUGAAUUUUAAUGGGGUUUAUACAGUUCUUUUGGAGAAAGAUGAUGAGCUAAUCUCAACAGCUGUGGUGAGGAUUUAUGGAGAUAAAGUAGCAGAAGUUCCACUUGUUGGAACAAGAGUUCAGUAUCGCAGACGUGGAAUGUGUCGUAUGCUCAUGCACCAGCUUGAAAAGCAACUUACGGAACUAGGAGUGAGAAGACUAGUUUUGCCGGCCGUGUCGAGUGUGUUGCACGCUUGGAUUAGAUCGUUUGGUUUCUCUGUGAUGAGCGAAUCAGAGAAAUUAAAUUUUUUAGGCUACACUUUUCUUGAUUUCCAAGGCACUACAAUGUGCCACAAAUUCUUGGUAACAGGGCUUCCUUUCUCAGUACCGAGCAUAUCCACAGGAAAUAGCCGCAGCAGCAUCAUAAAUUUAGGUAGUACUAGUGAUGUUUUGGAAGAAUCACUAGCAGAAAAAAUCAAUGAGAGUAGGAUGGUUGAACAAACUCCCUCAGAGCACAAAAAGAGCAGCAUUUUACCUCAUGAAAUCUUGAUGAAUCAGCUGACUCGCAUAGAACGUGAAAGUGAAACAAACCUCUUACAGUGCUCUACACAAACAUCUAACCCCAGAGAAACCAAAGACAACGUUGACGCUGGCUUUUUCAAAUGCUACCAACGGAGAAGAUUCAAGCCUGUGAGAGUCGAGGUAUCUUUCCAAAAGUAAUUGUAUUAACAUAUACAGAUAGUUAUCAAAAUGCACGUAAAAAGCUCAUCAUUUGACUUGUUAUCCUUUGUUGUAUUUUUGUUUACAAUUGUUGAUCAAUGAAAAGCAAAGCAUGAAUCAA